UUAACGUCCACCAUUUCAGCCCGGAAGUUUGGUAAUUUGUUUUUACAUUGAUUAUGUAAUUUUUUUAUUAAAGGGUGUCCCACUGCUUGAAACCUAAACCAACUUGUUAAACUGCCUGGCAGUUUGUCACGACUCUCAGUUGAAAUUUGAUUUCCUGACAGUCACCUGCUGCUUGCGGAGGACAAGAGUGAGAGCUGCCUAGCUAUCCCGGCUAGCGGUGGGACAACAUGAGCUAACGCUAGGUGUUCCGACAAGAAAGUUAACCAGCUACUUCCUGCUGUGAGAAGACGAGAAACGCACCUGUCGGACUUAUCACUCAUGUGUUUACGAUAGUAACAUGUCGAAUCAUCUCCAGCCGGCUUUCCCGAUCCAACAGCAGCCUAAACUGAACUCUGCUCCUUUCCCACAAUGUUUUGUGAAAUCGUUUAACAAUCCUCUUCAAAUCAAAAGGAACGUAAUAACAGACGAUUACACUGUAACAAGGCAGGUGCUCGGGAUGGGAAUAAAUGGCAGAGUGUUGGAAAUAUUCCAAAAAGAGAGUGGAGAAAAGUAUGCACUAAAGAUGCUGCAGGAUUGUCCAGAGUCCAGACGGGAGGUGGAGAUCCACUGGAGGGUGUCACCCUGCCCCCAUAUUGUACCCAUCAUAGAUGUUUAUGAGAAUCUCUACCAGAGCAGGAAAUGCCUCCUCAUCGUGAUGGAGUGUAUGGAUGGAGGUGAACUAUUCAGUCAUAUCCAAGACAGAGGGGAUCAUGCAUUUACAGAAAGAGAGGCCUCGGACAUCAUGAAAAGUAUUGGAGGAGCCAUACAUUUCUUGCAUUCCAUCAACAUUGCUCACAGGGACAUCAAGCCAGAGAACCUGCUGUACACUUCCAAAAGCCCAGAUGCCCUCCUCAAGCUGACGGAUUUUGGGUUUGCCAAAGAAAUCACCACUUUAAACUCUCUAGCAACACCAUGUUUCACGCCUUACUACGUUGCUCCAGAAGUUCUUGGUCCAGAGAAGUAUGACAGAUCCUGUGACAUGUGGUCUCUGGGUGUCAUUAUGUAUAUUCUACUUUGUGGAUAUCCCCCUUUUUUCUCACAUCAUGGUCUGGCAAUAUCCCCAGGAAUGAAAAGAAGGAUCUGUAAUGGACAAUAUGAGUUCCCCAACUCCGAGUGGUGUGAUGUCUCUGAGGAAGCCAAACAGCUAAUUUGUCACUUACUGAAAACCGAGCCUACCCAGAGAAUGAACAUCAGCGAGUUCAUAAACCAUCCCUGGAUUAAUCAGUCAGUGGAGGUCCCACAAACGCCUCUUCACACCAGCCGAGUGCUGCACGAGGAACAAGAUGUCUGGGAGAAGGUUAAGGAGGAAAUGACAAGUGCCCUGCAAACCAUGAGAGUGGACUAUGAUCAAAUUAAAAUCAAAACCAUUGAAGACUCUACUAAUCCUCUACUCUUGAAGAGAAGAAAGAAAACUAAAAACUCAGCCACACAAUCUCCGGGCUAGGGAAAUAAAGAGCUAGUCAGUUCCCUACAAACAUACAUGCGUACAAUUUUUCAGGAAAAAAAACUUUCAAGGAGAGCUUUAGGAAUGAUGUGCAUUGCCAAGUGCCUUUCAAAUAAUACCUUUGUAAUGUGAUUUUAGUCAUUUAAAUUUAUUUCUGUUCACCUCAAAUGAUUUAAUGAUUUUAGGCAUUUUGGUAAAUGUGCUUUAUGGACUUUUGAACUAUGUAUUGAAAAAUAGUGUGUGUGUGUGUGUGCAGUAAGGCUUAUUCAUGACUCCUCUCACUAGAGGAAACAAAAAUCUACUGCAUGUGUUGUAUAUUCUGACAGUUGUAAUAAUUUUAAUGUACAUAUGUAAGUGAACUAAGUCGGCGUCAACUGACAGUUUUUAGGUUGUUUUCUGUCUAAAGUUGUACUGUUCUCAGUGUUAAAAAACAUUUUGACUGACUUUUUGCCUUGAGGGUAUUCAUUCACAUGUGUCUUUUGCAUGAUCAUUACCAGAAACCAGAGCUUUUGUUUUGUAUGCGUACGUGAUGUCAGGAGUAUUUCUCCUUUCCACAAUUUAGAGGAUUUCUUGCCACAUUGUGGUUGUGUAGCAUCUAAAACUAUUUUACCAUGUGUAGCAACAAUGAAACUUGCUACGCUCUUGACGGGUGAUAAUUGCAUUUGAUUGAUGAAACACUGCUAUCCACUGGACAACUUGUGCGCCUGUAGCAUUUAUUUUCCCCAAAGCAGUAAUUUAGAAGUAGUUGUGGGAGGUCUGUCUGAGGCAUGGGAAGAAAAGUGGAUGGCCGUAAACUUUUAGAUUGUGACAAGAUUUACAGUGGACGACGUUGCACAUUACUGUUAUCUUGUGUCUUUUAGUCUGGAUUAAAUCUCUUGAUAUUCUC
Molecule: messenger RNA, 2369 nt
Organism: Etheostoma cragini (Arkansas darter)
Lineage: Eukaryota; Metazoa; Chordata; Actinopteri; Perciformes; Percidae
Product: MAP kinase-activated protein kinase 2-like
Exons: 10
Coding region: 338-1483 (381 amino acids)
Biological process (GO): intracellular signal transduction; peptidyl-serine phosphorylation; protein autophosphorylation
Cellular component (GO): nucleus; cytoplasm
Molecular function (GO): mitogen-activated protein kinase binding; ATP binding; calcium-dependent protein serine/threonine kinase activity
Source: RefSeq, a predicted model, not a curated record